This is a messenger RNA of Micropterus salmoides (largemouth bass), 3977 nucleotides long. RefSeq names its product butyrophilin subfamily 1 member A1-like. The record is from RefSeq and is a predicted model, not a curated record. NCBI's taxonomy places the organism in Eukaryota, Metazoa, Chordata, Actinopteri, Centrarchiformes, Centrarchidae. The transcript has 7 exons. Bases 2041 to 2994 code for a protein of 317 amino acids.
UGACACAAAAAAAGAUUAGUUCAUUUUAAUGAACGAGAUUUGAAUGAACGAGUCUGUCAAAAGAGUCGAACUUGCCAUCACUACUACACCUACACUUGCGCACUGACGGAUUUAUUUGCGCACUUUUAAAAACAUUUAUUGGAAGUUUAAUUCUUUUUACAUGUUUAUUUACAGCAUUAAACAUUGAAACGUAUUGUAAUAGGCUGUAUUCUAACGUAUUGGGAGAAAACUGGUAGUUCCAUGUAAAAUCAGAUGUUGAGCACCCCAAUAUCGCCAAAAUGGCAUGAUCCUAGUUUCGCUGCAAAGCUGAGAUUCACACUUGAAUCAGGCUCCGCCAAUCGAAGCAUCGACUCCUGGACUAUUGGGGGUCAGCCCUAAAACUGACUUUAAGUAAAUUUUCCUGAUAAUACUUUUGCCUGUAUUUUUAGGAGGUAAGCAUUAGCUAGUUAUACAGAGUUCUCUAACAACACAUUCUGUAACUUGACCUGCAUAACACGACAUAAUACUAUCUGGAAAUCUACCAUGUACAGUCAAUUUAUGGCGUGUUUACUGACUUGUGAUAAAGAACAGAAGAGACACACACGUUGAGCUGGUCUUAACUUCAUGGCAGGAAGAUUUAUUUUGCCGCCAUGCGUACCUGAGAUCCUAUACUACCCAAGUGUGGCAAGGCUGUCAAAUAACCAAAUUUCGUCACUACGUUCUUCUUCUUCUUGUAGAAUCCCGGUAGUGUAGAUGCUCAUCGUGUGUUGAAUAGAUAUAAAGUAGAAGCAGCAGUAGUGUUAGAAGAAUAAGUAGUAGUUGUUGUAGUUUAGUUGUCUGGUUUAUUAGAGACAAGUGAAAUUUGGAUAAAUGGAGGACCACACCUGUUAUUUAGCACUUUACACACUGAACCUUUAAUCGGUUGUGACCUCCCCCCAGUCAACUCACGGUGGAUUAAGCACACCUUUAACUGGGCAGCUAAAAUAACCAAGGAACUCUCUCUCACCACUUCCAGCUUCUCCUGUGUGGAAGGUGCUACAGGUAUCAACCAAAACCACUCGCCAAAAAAAACGCUUCUUUCCUUCAGCAGUCAGAAGAACACUCAACAACCCCAUGAGACCCCAUUCUGAUCUGAAUGCACUGAAAGCUCUGGACUGAACUCAGGCUGGACUUGUUUGCACUGGUACAUCACUGUACCAUAUCACAUAUAUUCACUGUAUAUUCUCACAUUCAAGUGUCUUCUGGGUUUUUUUUUUUUUUUUUGAACAAAUGGUUUUUGCAAGUUUUCUUUUCAUUACAGUAAAAGAAGACAUGGAAGCAAAAUACACCAAUGUCUCUGUACUGUCCUGGCUAAGGUGUGGUAACUCCAACUAUUUCAAAAUUGACCACUAUAUGAAAAAAGUGUCCUGCCUUAAACAGUAAAUUUGUAACUUUGAUGGAAGGCUUCUCAUCUAAUAACUCUCUAUUCUAUUAGUUUGUUGUGUGCUGAUAGAUGUUUAGGAGAUAUAACCCUGGUGACAGCUGUUCCUGAUGAAGUUCAGACAUUAUUUAGAAUUGGAAUUUAAACAUUUGCUAAUCAAAGGUAAAGCAAAUAACAGUGUACUGUUCCUCUGGUCAGUUAGUUUAGUUUUUGCAUGUAGCUACUUGUUAUGCUGUGUCAGUUUAUCUGCAUUUCCCUGGUGUUUCUGUGUGUUCUCUGUGUGUGUCUUUGUGUGAGUAGUCUCUCUGUCUCUCUCGCUCUCUUUGGGCAUUUUAAGAAAGUACCUCCACCCCUGAGUGAGCACCGAUGCUGGUUUGUUGAAGAUGUGUAACACCUUUGCUGCACGAUGGAGGAGUUUUCUUAAUUUACGCUAGGGAGAGUCAAGUUCAUCCAGAAGUUGGCCGCUGUUGGCAGCUCGAUUUGGCUGUGAGUUGACUCCGUGACGGAGUGGAAGUGGAGAGGGUCUAGUUUCAAAAAGGCCCUUGGUCACACUUCCUAAUUUCUCGAGUUAACAGUCGCCAUACUGCAGGCAACAACAGCACAACAUCAAAUUGGCGAGUUACCAGUUGUCCUACUGCAGGAUGCUGCAUUCAAAGACAGAGUCCAGUGAUGGAGUGUCCUUCAGGACCUGCAGUGUUUUACUGUUUAUCAUUCUUCUAAUAGAGUCUGUUGGAGCUCAGUCAGAGUUGAUUUGUUCACAUCAACCAAUCGUAGCACUGGCUGGUGAUGAUGUCAUUUUGUCAUGUCACCUUGAACCUGCAGUCAGCGCCAGUUCUGAGAUAGUGGUGUGGGCCAAACCUGGUUUGGAGCCAGAGUACAUCCAUAUUCGCCAAGAUGGGCGACUGAUGGAUGAACAUCAAAACCCGUCUUAUCGUUUCCGAACAGCUCUGUUUGUGGAUGAACUGAUUAAAGGAAACGUCUUCCUGAAAAUCUUCAGUGUGAAAAUCUCUGAUGCAGGAAAAUACUUUUGUUUCCUUCAAUCAAUGCAGAAGGAAGCUUCCAUCCAGCUCACUGUUGGUGCUGUCUCCUCGCCCAUCAUACAGGUUGUCUCAGAUAACAGUGACAGUGUGGUGUUUCAGUGUGAGUCUGCAGGCUGGUAUCCAGAGCCUGAGGUGUUCUGGCUGGACAGUGAGGGAAACCUCCUCUCUGCUGGACCUACAGAGACAGUCAGAGGUCCUGAUGACCUCUAUACUGUCAGCAGCAGAGUGACUGUGGAGAAGAGACACAGCAACAGCUUCACCUGUAGAGUCCAACAGAAGGACGUCAACCAGACCAGAGAGACUCACAUCCAGGUUACAGCUGGUUUCUUCAGGGAUCUGUCCUCUUCUGAUUGGAUUUUGAUCAUCACCAUUCUUCUUUGCAUUGCUGCCUCGGUGUUCAUAGUAGUAAUAUAUUAUCCAUUGAAAACUGGGAACCAGGAAACUGAAAAAGAUAUUGUCACGAACAAUGAAAAUAAGACUAAUGAAGACGGCGUGGAGUUAACGGAAUUGAUUGGACAAAAGGAAAUGGAGAACCUGGGAGCAGCUGGGGAAUAAAGAGAAAGUGCAGACCAACAGAGAAAGGGAAAGAGAGACGAAGAACAAACAAAUAAGCUAUGAAAGAGGGAGGAACGUGAUAUCAUUACAGAAAAGAAGGGACAAUAACAAAGUGAGGAAAAUGUAAAGUGUGAAAUGGAGAACAGGAGCUGAAGAGGACACUUCAGUCAAUGAAGACGAUGGACAGAAAUAAAAUGCCCUCAUGAUACAGCAGGAAGAACUGUGGAGAUGAACCUGAACUUCAGGAAGAGCAACACAGAGACAGCUGACAGUUUAUAACACAAUGCACGCUGCAAAGCAGUUUUUCAUACAAUGUGACUUUAAAACAAACUAACAGAGAUUAUUAAAUCUGUUUUAAGGAUAAAAAACAAGCAGAGGAACACGUCACCAGCGCAGCAAUGUGACUCGAUGACAAUGAAGCUCUGCGGCACAGAGGAAGAAGAAUUAUUUAUUAUUGUAAUACUUAUCUCAUCUGGUAGUUACUGAUUGCAUGUGAAUACAAAUCCGAGGUACUUGUACUUUACUUGAGCAUUUCCAUUUUAUACAGCUUACUUUACUACUUACUUUUUACUCCGCUAAAUUUGUCUGACAGCUUUAAUUACUUUUCAGAUUACAUUUUCAUCCCCUUCCUGUCCAGUGAAAACUAAGUAUGAAUGUGAAUGUUUGAUAAACUGAAGCUGAAACCGACUUUAAGUAAAUUUUCCUGAUAAUAAUUAUAUCUGUAUUUUUACUUAAAUAAGAAUUUUAAUUACUUUUACUUUUCACACUGUGGUUAAAGUACUUUUACUUAACUAUGUAAAUGUAAAUAAAUACCGUUGUUCAAUAAGCCUGUUUAUUUGGGAAUCAUUAUUUAUAGAUAUGGAUUAUAGAGAUCAUUUAAACCUGAAUGGAUCAGGUGGGUCAGAGAGAUUUUCUGGGUGAGUUCAGCACCAUGGACAGAGACAGCGGACGACCACCUGUCUGUCCAUCACCUGCUGUUUCUU